Molecule: messenger RNA, 1610 nt
Organism: Thecamonas trahens ATCC 50062
Lineage: Eukaryota; Apusomonadida; Apusomonadidae
Product: TULP3 protein
Exons: 2
Coding region: 80-1591 (503 amino acids)
Source: RefSeq, a predicted model, not a curated record
CUCCACGCAGCCGAGCCACGAGUGUAGAGGAGGGCGUGGUUGGGCAAGGCGGAAGACUUUGCGUAUUUCCUUCUUCACUAUGGACUUUCACUCGUCGGACGAUGAGUUUGCGGCGGUGCCUGCCGGUGCCUACGGUGGAGGGUGGGACACGGCUGGCGCCAAUGCCACUGCCACAGUGGUGAAGGACGGCUCGCUGGGCAUUCUCACGCCCGUGACUCAGUCGCGGCAGGCCCGGCUGGAACUGCUGCGGCAGCGCGAAGCGACGCGGCGGGCGCAGAUGACUGGCGCUGGCGUUGCGCUUGUUAAUCCCUCAUCAUCGGUGGCGGCGACCAUGCUGUCGGGCCCGGCUGGGCCAGAAAACGCCGUCGACAAGUCGCGAUGGGCGUCGGGCCUCUCUAUGUCCACGCCCAAAGCAUCGUUUGGCGGCAAAUCGGCUCGCGCCUCGAACUUUUUCACCGCUGGCGGCAGUCAGGGCUACUCGGGCGGCGCCGGUGGAGGCGGUGCAGGCGGCGACGAGUACGGCGGCGAUGCCGGCGGCCGCGGGAGAUCGGCGCAGCAGACCUCGAUCUUCCAGACCGGGUUCGACGAGGCUGGCGCGUCGGCCGGGGGCGGAUACGGCGGCGGCAGUGGUAGCUCGCAGGUGCCUGUGGCGCACACUGGAGUCCACGCCCUCGCUUCGGCCGGCCAGCACGGCUACAGCCAGCGCGGCCAGCACAGCGACGCAGAGUACGAUGGAGACGGGCGGCCGCUGACGUCAACCGAGCAGAUGAUGAUGAACGCCGGGCUCGACGACACGUACGAGCCUGACGAGGUCGACGAGCAUUCGGGCCUGGAUCUCUCGGACACACGGGCGUUUGUCCACCGGCCUGCGCCCAAGCACCAGGUGGUGCAGUGCUACAUCCAGCGGAACAAGAGCGGGAAGAAGCGCAUGUUUCCGACGUACGUACUGUACGAGCAGAGCACCGACACGUUCCUGCUUGCGGCGCGCAAGCGCAAAAAGUCGCGCUCCUCCAACUACCUCGUCUCGCUCGACCCAGAAGACCUCUCGCGCGACUCGGUCAACUACGUCGCCAAGCUCCGCUCCAACUUUAUCGGCACCGCGUUCACCUUUUACGACCACGGCGAGGCGCCCGACAAGGCCUCGGCCGGCGAAGACAUCCGCUGCGAACUCGCCGCCGUCCUCUACGAGUCCAACAUUCUUGGCUUCAAGGGCCCGCGCAAGAUGACUGUCCUCAUUCCAGCCAUGCGCAUGGAUGGCAAGGCGCACGUCUGGCGCCCCGACUCACAGGGCCUCGGCCUCAUCUCCAAGCACAAGGCCAACGAGCGCGACGAGAUGCUCUGUCUCACCAACAAGUCCCCGGUGUGGAACGAAGAAUCGCAGUCAUACGUCCUCAACUUUAACCGCCGUGUCUCGCACGCUUCCGUCAAGAACUUCCAGAUUGUCCACCCGGAGGAUCCGUCGUACAUCAUCAUGCAGUUUGGCCGCAUCGGCGACCACGAGUUCACCAUGGACUAUCGCUAUCCGAUGACUGCGCUGCAGGCCUUUGGUAUCGCUCUCUCCUCGUUCGACAACAAGCUGGCAUGUGAGUAAACGCCCACUGUAGACUGCA